This is a messenger RNA of Capsicum annuum, 1577 nucleotides long. Its product is annotated as probable polygalacturonase At1g80170. The record is from RefSeq and is a predicted model, not a curated record. Gene Ontology annotation, molecular function: polygalacturonase activity. Bases 97 to 1449 code for a protein of 450 amino acids. The transcript has 9 exons. Gene Ontology annotation, biological process: carbohydrate metabolic process. Lineage: Eukaryota; Viridiplantae; Streptophyta; Magnoliopsida; Solanales; Solanaceae.
AUGUUGCAUUAUAAAUUUCCUCUUCGUUUUUGUCAGUUCAAUUAAUUAACAGAAACACAGAAUUAGAAUUAGAAGUGGAAGCUCAAUAGCUAGCUCAUGAUGAGAUUUGAUUCUUUUUUCUGUUGCUUCAGUGUUCCUUCUUAUUCUGUUUCUAUUUUUGCAUCACUACUAUAUAGUGUAAUAUUCUCUUUAUUGCUUUUCGUAAAUGUGAGUAGUUUUGAUCCCCUGAUUCAGCUCCCCACAAUAUUGAAGAGUUCAACAGGCAAAUCAAUAACCCUUCUUUACGUGAAUGAGUUUGGAGCCAAAGGAGAUGGCAUCACAGAUGACACUAAGAUUUUUCAAGAUGUUUGGAAGAUGGCAUGUUCUUCACGAUUAAGACCAAAAAUUAUAGUCCCAAAUGGAUAUUCAUUCUUAGUUCGACCAAUUGAUUUUGUUGGGCCUUGCCGGUCAAAGGUUUCUCUAUUAGUUGAAGGAUCAAUUGUAGCACCAAAAGAUCUAAAAGUGUGGGAUGGAUUGGAUGCACGUAAAUGGCUUUAUUUCCUUAAAGUGAGACACCUAACUGUACAAGGAGGAGGAACAAUUAAUGGAAUGGGCCACAAUUGGUGGGCUACUUCAUGCAAGACUAAUACAACAAAUCCUUGUCGACAUGCUCCAACAGCUAUGACUUUCCACAGAUGCAACAAUUUAAAAGUGAGGGACAUAAGGAUGCUAAAUAGUCAACAAAUGCAUAUAUCAAUUUCAAACAGCAUACAUGUUGAAGUAUCACAUAUCAUAGUGCAAGCACCAGCUAAGAGCCCCAAUACUGAUGGAAUCCAUAUAAGCUCAUCUACACUUGUUGCUAUCAAGGAUUGCACUAUUCGCACAGGAGAUGACUGCAUAUCUAUAGUCAACAAUUCUUCAAAUAUCCUGGUAAAAAAUAUUGCUUGUGGUCCAGGCCAUGGUAUAAGCAUUGGAAGCUUGGGAAAGUCAAAUUCAUGGGCUCAGGUGCACAAUGUCUGUGUUGAUGGAGCAUAUCUUUCCAACACAGAAAAUGGUGUCAGGAUUAAGACUUGGCAGGGAGGUCGAGGAUAUGUGAGAAAGAUUAGCUUUACGAACGUGUGGAUGGAAAAUGUGUCAAAUCCCAUCAUAAUAGAUCAAUAUUAUUGUGAUUCUCCACUGCCCUGCCCAAAUCAGACUUUUGGUAUUAGCAUUCACAGUGUAUCCUUUGUGGGAAUUAGAGGAACAUCAGCAACAAAAAAUGCAAUUAAAUUUGCCUGUAGUGAUAGCUCCCCAUGUAGAAAGCUAUAUGUGAAAGAUGUUCAACUGGUUUCAUAUUUGGGGUUCCCCACUACAUCCUUUUGCUGGAGGGCAUAUGGUUCAACUUCAGGACUAAACAAUCCCCCUUGUUGCUUUAGCUUUAUGCAACAGCCAACAAAAUAUUUAUCGUAUUGGAAUCAUCAGUCCAUUUGAAUUUGCUCAAGGCAUAAAGAGGCUUAGCUUAGAUCAUGCAGAGAGGCAGAUUCAAUAUUUAAAAUUUAUGAAUUUCUAUAUAGUGUGUUUUAUAUACAUAAAGGUGUGGGCAAAAAUUAUUGAGUUCA